Messenger RNA from Blumeria graminis f. sp. triticale, 3537 nucleotides. The record is from the annotation of a GenBank genome assembly. Lineage: Eukaryota; Fungi; Ascomycota; Leotiomycetes; Helotiales; Erysiphaceae.
AUGACGGCGAAAAUAGUGAGCUACAAUAGCGACACUGAUGUAGACUCGGUCAAGUCCGUUCAAUUAAAAAUCUUCUACACCUUUGAUACAUUUUGUAACCCCGAGCAUCUCGCACGCUGGCCGCACGUAUUACAUGUACCGACCUUCAACCUAGAGGAUGCACAUCUAAUUGGUCUUGUGGACUAUCACUUAUGUGUUCGUGCCAUUUUAGAAGCGAGUCCUGAGGUUGUGGCGCGAACUAGACAAGACUACACUGUAUACGCCCACGACUAUUCUGAGCCUGAAUCCCCCCUCGUAAGCCAGGGACUCUUGUCUGAUGCUUUAGGUGAAGCUGAAAGACCCAUUAAUAGAAAUAAGCAACUUAUCACAGGACGUAUUGGUUAUAAUAACUUGGCUAUAUUUCCCGGAAGUGUCACGACUACGCUUCAAGUGAAACUCAGGCUCAUGACCCUUCCUUCACUCAAUCAUGCCGAAAUUAUCUGCAAAUGCCGUAACCUAGGACUGACUGCCUUCAACUCUGUGAAUUCUCGCGGCUGGGUCAUGAACACACAAAACACUGAUUGCGAUGUAUCUACUAACUAUGGCCACCUUGACAACGGUAGUUUCAUACAACAAAAAAUAUCAGAUAAUCUUUACUGCAAUCAGCCUCUCACCUCACAAGCAAAUGUUAUGAUGAAAUCACUUGCACUCAAUCAGUCUCUCUCCGAGGAGGGCAAGGAAAAUAAAAGGAAUGACACAACUGUAUCCGAGAAUCCAAGAAAAACUCUGAGACCUGCAUUAGGAACUUGCACAAAGAGAAGCAGAGGAAGGACAUUAAGGCCAGCUUUUCGUGGUGUCAGCGAAAACCCAUCCACCCACGAGGACGGAACAGACUGCGAGGAAAAUCUUCCUAAAAAAAGAGUCAAAUCUCAAAAGAUUAACAACAAUUUGAGGCAAGUACCUGGCCAAAAAAUACACUCUCACAAGGUCGCUGCAGGCUUUUCUGGCUCUUUACCAUCACUAAGGCCUAUUGCUAUCAAUCCUAGUUAUUCUGAUUCAGUAACAAACUACAGAGGCGAAAUAGCCGGUGACCCCACACCGGCAUUACGAAUAGAGAGUUGCAAUCGUCCUGAAACACCAUCUGAGGUUGGACUAAGUCACCCAAGGACCAAAAUCUGCUCAAAAGUUACCAGAUCCUCCACAUCCCCUAAUACCAGAGCUAACGAUCAACUACAACUAUCCAUCGAAAAUUCACACGCUUUCACCGAGAGGAACGUAAGCCCGUUUGAUUCCGAAACGCCUCCCGGCCUAACAUCCUCACCGCCAACUCUCAAAGUACCAAACCCCACCCGCAUACGUUCUAGUCCUCAGUGUCCCUCUAGUCCAGUUUUGCCACGAAUGCCUAAAAUAGAUUCCGGAUUUAUGAGCGGGUCUAUCGAUGAACUCUCUGGUGAGGCAGAAAUUGAUGAAGGAGCAGAGCCUCGAGUCACAAAUCCUCCGCGGCGGUCUCGUGCCUCGAACAAGGAGACCUUAAAGCCUCCAAAAAAACUUGAAUUCAUUAUUGAGGAAGAAUAUCCAGGUCCAAUGAACCUAUUACCUAGAACAAUGCCAAUAUUUCAGCCACCGACCCGAAUAAGGCAAGCUGAAUCCAGCCAUGAUAGUACAAUAUCCGAAAUUAAUCAAACACUACCAAAGUUGAGAAAAAAAAAUCAAACUAUCCGUAGCAAACCGAUUCCUCAACAGACGGCUGAUCUACCAAGACCCAAUCCAGGUUCAAUGACCCUCCCGACGCUUACUGAAAGAUCUGAAUUGCCAACUCACCUGGCCCCGAGUAGUUUAAACCAAAUAUCAAACCAUGCUAAGAGAGAACCGGCUCCUCUCCGAUCUUCUCGCUCAAUUUCUCCUACUUGGGCUGAUGGAUCAUGCACAAUAGAUGUCCAUUCUUCUACAGACCCAACUGGCGCUCAUUCCAACAGUAUCAAGCCAGUCUCAAUGCCAGUUUCACUAGUUCAAAGCCAAUCAAGUUCGAAGAAAGAAAUGAUCAGACACAAAUUAGAACUGGCUAUAGCAAACGGUGAGAUGCCUCCGUUUUGCUGUAACUGUGGCGCAAUCGAGACGCCCACGUGGCGGAAGGCAUGGUCUAAGGAGAUGAAAGGCGUACCUGGAUAUUUCGAAUAUUCCGACGAGCCUGGUCGUGUCACCGCAAUCAUAAUUUUGACGCGCGACCAUAAUGGUAAACCAACUUCCUAUCAUCUCAUCAAAAAAUACUUGGGCCAAGAUGAAAAUCAGGAUGACUACAAUGAGUAUCUACUAUGUAACCCCUGUGGUAUCUGGAUGUCUAAAUACAAGACCCCUCGUCCAGAAGAACGUUGGGAGAGCCAUUUUGAGAGAUCCAACAGAUGUGAGCCAAAGAAGCGACCAGCACAACGACUAUCCAGGUCGCGCAAGGCCCAGAACACUGCUCUGAACGCCCCUCCUUCUGAGACAAAUUUUCUGCCCUCUGAGGCAGCCCUACCUUCGUCUGAACCUACCUAUUCAUCGAUCCAUAACCAGUUACCUUCCACCAAAAAUGAACUUGUAGCAGAACCAUGUUUAGAAACUCACGAAACGAACCCGCAGAGUUUAGACCCCCUUGUUGUGGACAAUCUGAUUAACGUUACUUCCGUGAAUGAAGUUACGUCUAUCCAGCGGGGCAAAUCAUCAAGCCCAGACCACACAUCUGGCACCGAACAAAGCCCAAUUAAUCUUGAAGACACACCGGUUGAGAAAUGUCACCUGCUUUUUUCUUCACCAGUAAAUGGUGACUCUCAUAAAGACACGAGAGACUGUUCAAGCAACACUAUUCCGGUGGGCAAUAACAACGGAAAUCCGGAGAAAAACUUGUCAAAGAAGUCAUUCGAAGCAAACACCCAUGAAAAGGCAGCGUUCAUUAGCGCGUCCGACGCCGAUAUGAUCAGACUCUUCGAACAGGAAUUAAAUGUAGAAAAUGACUCAAGACCUGCCACUCCUUCUGUACUGCCUCGAACAACGCCUCGCAAAAGCCCAAAAGAAUGCCCUAUUUCAUGUGACUCAUCAGAAACUAUUUCUAUCAAAUCAUCUGAUGAUCAAUUUAUCCUGCAAACACCUGGGAGUAUAAAGUUAUCUCCUUCCCAUUCUAAUAACACUAGUGAAUCGCCUUUCACCGCUACCCUGAACAAAAUGAUAUCAGAGGCAAACAAAGACAACACGCACAAUGACGGGCAUGACCUUGGAUGUCUCUCCGAACCGUCUGAAGGCGAAACCGGUAUGGAUAUUAAUUUUAACUACAACCUCGACAAUAUUUUCAAACCCGAUUUCCCUUUCACGAACAAUUCAUUAGAAGUAAGAUUUAUCUCCAACCUAGGCAGUACAAGCGGCGUAUCUAGCCUUGAUUGGAGUGGCUUUGAUCAAAUUAGCCUAGGUUCGAAGCCCCAAAACGUAGACUCGCUGUUCCCGGGAGAUAUGAUGACCCCGCCACCUCCAAAGUGUGGAGCACCUCAAGAAAGUUUAGAAACUGCCGCAUUUGACUCUGUAACAUAG